AUGUUGUACAACGAUCCAUCGAAUCGAGAUUACGAUCCUCGACUCAAAACUACAAAAGUUGAUUUAUUUCUCGUGUCAAUUGAUAAAUCUGUUGAUGAACUUGAAGAAAUCUUACAAGAAUUCCAAUUAUCUUUGUGGUGGAACGUUACUGUACCUUAUUUCGUGCUCGGUAGUUCAAAAAAUAGUUGCGGGGACGCGCAAAUAGUGUUGAAAACAUUUUGGAAAAUGAAAAGUGUCUGCGAAGGCUUUACUUUUGAUCGAACCAAAUAUCUUGACCGAGCCACUGUAAAUGUAAUCUCUCCAAUUAGACAAAUUCAUACUUAUCACUUGAUAAUUAAAGAAGCAUUGCGAGGUGUGUUAAACGUCUCCAUAUCAUAUGAUUUAGACGAUUGCAAAGAAAUUUAUUUAACAAAACGCUUCCUUAAUAUUGAGAAACAGGGUGACAUAACACAGUGUUUUCGGCCUAUCACAAAUUUACCUUACUUUAAAAGCUAUCCGAUUAAUUCUUACGCAGCUUAUGCUUUAUCGAAUAAUUUAAGAGUCCCAUUGAAGAUAAACAUUAAUUUUCUUAGUAUUCACCGACUUUUCUAUUCAAUAUUUAUCUUUCUCAUUAUUCUGCAAGCUAUUUUUAAAGGACAGUAUAUAAAGUGGCUGAUAAUUUCUGAAUCGUCCACAAAUAUUGUAUCUCUAGAAAAAUUGUCUAAUAAUACUGACAAAAAAGUUUUUAUAUCUAAUGACAUAAAUACAGGUAAUGAUUUAGAGUACUGGUUCAUGGGAUAUAAGUAUGUAAAUAAUUUAAAAUGCAUUGAAGAAGUUUUGAAGGAUAAAUCAACCAUUCAUUUUUUCCAAACGUGUGAAAAAGAUUAUAAAACAAUUGCUCUUCACAAAGAUGUAAGUGAAAGUAUAAUUAAAAGCUUAAGUGGAUUAGAAAAAAUUACCGUGAUUCUACAAAAAGAUUUACCAAGAACUGAACUCAAUUUUCUGCGGAAAAACAAAGUCGAUUUAUUUAUUGUCACUCUUGAAAAUUCAAUUGACAAUCUCAACCAAAUUUUGCUUGAUCUUAAAACUUCUCUUCGAUGGGAAAUUAUGAUACCUCACUUUGUAUUGAGCAAUUUAGAAAAUGGCUGUAAGGACGCAAGAAGUGUUCUAAAAAUGGUUUGGCAGCAAAAUAUUCUAAAUUGUUACUAUGUAUGUUUUGAUUCUAAAGGAGAACUUUUUGUUUAUACUUUUAAUCCGUACUCAAGUCGAUUUCCUUAUCAAUGGCGAAUGGUUGAAGAAAUAUCUAAUAAAUCAAUUUACAUGGCAAUUUACAAUCGACCUUACAAUGAAGCUGAAAUAUGCAAUGGUUUCAAUUUUGAUCGCACUAAGCAACAUGAUAAGACCGCAACAAAAAUUUUAGCUAAUACAGACUUUGUAUUUCGUGACAGCUAUGAGCUCUCCAAAGCAAUAGAGGUUUUUUUUAAUGCUUCUCUUACUAAAAUUAUUCUUUGGGAUUGCGAUCCCAGGCUGGAAGAAUAUCGUUCUCAAAAAAAGACAACUGACUUCGUAAUGUGCCUGCAAAAUUACGAGACGAUAGCAAAAUUGGACAAUUUGACAGCGACCUAUCCAAUAUCUAUCAAUGGCCAUUACAUCUUUUCAAAAAAUCAAAGAUACCUUUCUCCCUUAGAGAAAAAUUACAAUUCUCUUGGUAUUAAUAUGAUUAUAAUAACACUUGUACUGUCAAUCAUAAUUUAUGUGGUAAUUUUGAACAUGACUUCCUUUAGAAGCUAUUCAUUUGCCAUUGUUGAAAUCCUCCGUUUGUGGGUUGGAUUUUCGAUUAACACCGAAGUAAAAUCUCAACCACUGCGGGUUUUCUUUACACCAAUAUUUAUGUAUUUUUUGGUUAUGCAAAGCACCCUUCAAGGAGAUCUAACAGAAUUUCUUUCGAAAACCGAACUACGACAAAAUGCCAAUUCAAUAACGGACUUGCAACGUGAUUAUUACAAUAAAGUUUUGAUCGUUGAAUACAUAUCAUCGAAUAAGCUAGAUUUUGAAACAAUACAGUCCAAAGUAAUAGAUUCAAAUGAAUCAUACUGUGUAGAGACAGUUAUUAAAGACGACUCAAGCGCAUGUCUGAUAGGUGAUCAUCGUUUAAUGUCUGAACUAAAAGCCAAAAUUAAUUCCACAAUUCAGCUGCAAAAUUUCUAUGUGUCUAAAUAUCCAAUAGACGGUGACAAUUUUGCGUAUUGCGCUCGUCGCGAUUGGCCGCUAAGAGAAAAAUUUGAUAUAUUCCUCAUGCAUUUGGAGAGUUUUGGAAUCAAUAGAAAAUUACUUGACGGUACACCUUCUCACUUGAGAAUUAAAUCUAAUUUACAGACAUCGAGAUACGUAUUAAGUUAUCAACAAAUUUCUUUUGAUUCACUAUCAUUCAUAUUUCUUUAA
This is a messenger RNA of Cotesia congregata, 2421 nucleotides long. The record is from the annotation of a GenBank genome assembly. NCBI's taxonomy places the organism in Eukaryota, Metazoa, Arthropoda, Insecta, Hymenoptera, Braconidae.